AUGAGAACUAGGGGGGGUCAAUCCCAGCAGAGAUGCCGCCGGCAGAUUCGACAACAAUUUGAGCAGCUCCGACAUUGCCAGCAGUACUUAUCCGAGGGGAGCCCUUUCGAGAUGGACAUCAUGAACCAGCAGGGACGGCAGCAGCAGCACCUCAGACAAUGCUGCCAAGCACUUCAGAACUUCGACGAGAAGUGCCAAUGCGGGCCCAGUAACAAUGGAACAUAUGCCCAUGCAGGUACAAAUCUCGACAAAUUGUCGUCAGAAACUCUACAAUUAGGAAGACAAAAAAUCAGGCGUUGCUUGUGA
This is a messenger RNA of Coffea arabica (coffee), 306 nucleotides long. Its product is annotated as 2S sulfur-rich seed storage protein 2-like. Lineage: Eukaryota; Viridiplantae; Streptophyta; Magnoliopsida; Gentianales; Rubiaceae. Gene Ontology annotation, molecular function: nutrient reservoir activity. The record is from RefSeq and is a predicted model, not a curated record.